AUGACAUAUUAUAAUAGUGUUAAUUCUUUUGCAACUGCAUUCGUGCAGUGAUUUUGUACAAAAUGGGCGGUUAUGAGGUAGAAAAACAAGAUUAUGAAGGCUCUAAAAAUAAGUGGGAGAAAAGGAAAUAUUUUCUGAGACAGAUGAUGAUCAGCAGCGGUGGCUGGACCUGCUACUUCAUCAUGGGCAUGACCUUCGGAUCUUCCACCGUCUUUAUUCCUCAGAUAAGGAAAGAAGCUAAUUCAUUUGAUGCCAUCAGCGAAUCAACUGCUUCUUGGAUACCUGCCAUCAUGGUCUACUCCGGCCUACCUUGGACCUUCAUUCUACCAGUCUUCAUGAAACACAUCGGACGAAAAUACACCUUCAUGUUCGUCUGUGUCAGCAAUCUUGUCAGCUACGUAGUUUUCUACUUGAGCGUCACAGUCAACCAAAUUAUCAUCAGCCAAGUUAUAAAUGGCAUCAACACUGGAUCACACUUCACUGUAUCAGUCAUGAUCAUCACCGAGUACACAUCUCCUAAACACAGAGGAUUUUUCUUGACUGUGAAAUCAGCUACGCUUUUCUGGGGUAUUUUCAUGUCCAAUGCUAUAGGCACAUUUUUCCAUUGGAGAAAUAUUGGCUUGGUAGGAAUCAUUUGCAGUGCCUACGGCUUGUUGAUAGCAAUUGUCUUACCUGAGUCACCAUUUUGGCUGGCAACUAAACAGAGGUUUGAUAAAUGCGCAGACACGCAUAGAUGGAUGAUGGGGUUCAGCAAGCAAUCGGAAUCAGAUUUAGAAAAGUUGAUUAAUUACCAAAAGAAUCUCAAUUUGGAAGCACAAUCGAAGAGCUUUGAUCUAAAAGGAUAUAUCACUGGAUAUUUGAAAGUAGUAUCAUCAAGGCAGUUCUAUAAGCCUCUCGUUUUAUGUCUGUUGGUUCAUUCCUUGUAUAUAUUUUCUGGUAAAGUAGUAUUUAGUGUAUACGCUAUAGAUAUUAUAAGUAAAAUAACAGCUGGACACCAUAUUUCUCCUUACACAGCUAUGUUAGUAUUAGACGGUGUCACAGUAUUUUGUAUGUAUAUCGGAUGCUUAGUAGCAAAAGUGUUACCAAGAAAGAAAUUGCUAAUCGGGUCAUCGUUAGUAGGAAUCGGUUUUCUGUUAUCGAUAUCUUUAUAUGCAUUUUUAAUUAAGUUAUCGCUUGUAGUGGAAAAUAAUUAUUUUGCUAUAUUCUUGUUAAUAGGGUAUUCUAUGGGACUAUGUUUUGGUCCAGUAAUAUUGACACAGACCAUUACAGGUGAGUUAGUGUCUAUAGAAGCUAGAGGAUUAUCAUCUUGCUGUAUGGAUUUAUCCUCAAAAGUGUUACUAGGUACUUUAGUCAAAAUGUCACCAUUUUUGUUCAAAACAUGGGGCACUCACGGAGCUUUCCUAUUCUUUGGAUUAUCAACAUCAUUAUUCUUGUUUUUGAUUUACAAAUUCUUGCCCGAAACCAAAGAUAUGACAUUGCAAGAAAUUGCCGAAUGGAUGAAAGGGACCAAGAAAAGCCGAGCAUUGCAAGAGGAAGUUAAAUUUUUGCCUGAAAAGCAGUAGUUUUAGAUAUUAUAAAAGUUUUUGUGGAACUAGUCAUGAAAUAGGAAAGGGGAGAUAAAAUACUUGGUAUAUGUACUUCUAGUUUUAAUAGGCGAAGGGUUUCACCAUAACCAAUUACACUUAAGUGCAUUAAAAGUUGGAUUCAUAACCCCUAAAGGGACAGCAUUCAUUGUUCUUACACUAUGGGGGAAAAAAAUGUAGAUAGCAAUUUUUUUUCCUAAUUUAUAGCCUUUGGCGAUAUCUACGCUCGGGUCGUUGGUUCAAUGCCCGAGUUAUCUUUCAAAGCGAAGUAUUCCUCUUCCGUUUAUUAAUUAGGUUUCAGCGGAAAUUAAGAAAUGGAAAAGCGCAGUUUUUUUUCUGUCGUUUUCUGGUAUGUCUCAGCGAUCACUAAUUCAGUUUCGAGAUGUUUUCUUAAUGAUAUUUUUUGAUUGCAAAUUGUUUUUGAAAAUGUGCAGAAACUGAACGGUGUCAUAUUUUAUGAUUAUAUUUUGGGUAAUAAAAGAUUUAUCUUUGCUAUUUUUGGGUUUUAAAAAUGCCAAUAAGCUGAAAAUUUUAUCCUUUAUCCAGCAAUGGACUAGGUCUAUACAUAUAGGUCAAUUUAUAAUGAUGAUGAUGAUAACAGAUCACGCGGGUUAAAUAAAAACACCUAAUUACAAUUCAAGACAAGCGAUUGGUAAUUGAACUCCUACGAACGACUUGUAAACUAUUUGAAAUGAAAAUCACAUGACGAUCCGAUGUAUUGUGAAAUAUGUAGUGUUUGCUAAUUGUGCAGAAGUUAGUUAUGAUUUGAUGCGUGUCUUCAUUGUUAUAACGAGUCUAAAGUUGAUCGCUAUCGAUUUCAUAUGGGCUGUUCUUGGUUAGACCAAUUUUAAUUGGGUCUGCUUCUUUGUUCGAAAGAUGUGAAAGCUUUAAGGAAAUUGUAAGCAUAUAUUGGUAUGAUACUUUUGAGAAAUAACCUCAAUGGAAAAUUAGGAAAGGAGUAUUUUGGUAUAGUAAUAUUUUUAUUUUGUUACGCUGCCUGUAUCGAUGCUAUACAAUCUGUGAAAGUUUUAAGAAGCUUGAAUAAUCCCAGUAAGUAAAGGGCGGUAAAAUUAUUUUUCUAUAUUUAAAUUGUAGCCUAGCUAUUUAGAUUUAGAGCUUAAGUUUACAAUGUAACAUAAAAUAAGAUAAUAAAAGUCCAAAAAUGAUAAA
Helicoverpa armigera (cotton bollworm) is the source of this 2753-nucleotide messenger RNA. Its product is annotated as facilitated trehalose transporter Tret1-2 homolog. The record is from RefSeq and is a predicted model, not a curated record. Lineage: Eukaryota; Metazoa; Arthropoda; Insecta; Lepidoptera; Noctuidae. Bases 63 to 1562 code for a protein of 499 amino acids. Gene Ontology annotation, cellular component: membrane. Gene Ontology annotation, molecular function: transmembrane transporter activity. The transcript is spliced from 3 exons. Gene Ontology annotation, biological process: transmembrane transport.